This is a messenger RNA of Eutrema salsugineum, 1327 nucleotides long. RefSeq lists its product as uncharacterized. Bases 123 to 1088 code for a protein of 321 amino acids. Lineage: Eukaryota; Viridiplantae; Streptophyta; Magnoliopsida; Brassicales; Brassicaceae. The transcript has a single exon. The record is from RefSeq and is a predicted model, not a curated record.
AAAUCACAUCUUUCCUCUCAGAUUUCGAAAUUGACCCGUCGGUGUUUCUUCAUCUCUCCUCUGCUUCUUCUUCCUCUCUCACCAAAUUCGAUUAGUUCCCUUAGGCGAAAAAAAAACCCGCCAUGGAUCUACAGCCAGAAGAACUCCAGUUCUUGACGAUCCCUCAUCUACUUCAAGAAUCCAUCUCAAUCAAGAAACGUUCUCCAAGAACCUUCUACCUCAUAACCCUAUCCCUAAUCUUCCCUCUCUCCUUCGCCAUCCUCGCUCACUCGCUCUUCACUCAGCCGAUCCUCGCCAAGCUCGACUCGUCCGACCCUCCAAACUCGGAUCGUUCCCGUCACGACUGGACCGUACUCCUCAUCUUCCAGUUCAGCUACCUCAUCUUCCUCUUCGCCUUCUCUCUCCUCUCUACCGCCGCCGUAGUCUUCACCGUCGCUUCUCUCUACACCGGAAAACCUGUCUCCUUCUCCUCCACCAUCUCCGCGAUCCCCAAAGUCUUCAAACGUCUCCUGAUCACUUUCCUCUGGGUUGCUCUGUUGAUGUUUGCUUACAACGCCGUGUUCUUCGUUUUCCUAGUGAUACUCUUCGUAGCUCUCGAUUUGAAUAGCAUAGGUCUUGCGGUUAUCGCCGGAAUCUUGAUCUCUGUGCUCUAUUUCGGUGUUCAUGUGUAUUUCACUGCGUUGUGGCAUCUAGGUAGUGUGAUCUCUGUUCUUGAGCCGGUUUAUGGAUUAGCUGCUAUGAGAAAAGCUUAUGAGCUUCUCAAAGGGAAGACUAAGAUGGCUAUGGUGUUGGUCUUUGUUUACCUUUUGGUGUGUGGAUUGAUCGGAGGAGCUUUUGGAGGGAUUGUGGUUCAUGGAGGAGGAAAGUUUGGGACUUUGACUAGGACUCUUGUUGGUGGGUUGCUUGUUGGUGUUCUUGUGAUGGUGAAUCUUGUGGGUUUGUUGGUUCAGAGUGUGUUUUACUACGUUUGCAAGAGUUAUCAUCACCAGGCGAUUGAUAAGUCGGCUUUGUAUGAUCAUCUUGGUGGAUAUCUUGGUGAUUAUGUGCCUCUUAAAAGCAACAUUCAGCUGGAGAAUUUAGACUUUUGAAUUUAUGGAAUUGAGCAGAGGAUGAAGAAGAAGAAGCUCAAGAGAUUCUGGUACUGUUUCCUCUCUCUCUCUCUCUCUCGAUGUAUGUUGAAUUAUGUAAGAUUUUGAGAGAAGAGAAGAAGAAGUAGAAUGUAGAAUCUGAAUAAUAGUUGUAAUGUUGAUGUGUAUGUAUAGACUCACACUCUUUGUUGGUGUUUUGAUUUGAUUAAUCCAUGGUUUUAAGGAUAUUGACUUUGCCA